Lactuca sativa (garden lettuce) is the source of this 715-nucleotide messenger RNA. Its product is annotated as SNARE-like superfamily protein. The record is from RefSeq and is a predicted model, not a curated record. Gene Ontology annotation, cellular component: AP-2 adaptor complex. Gene Ontology annotation, biological process: clathrin-dependent endocytosis; protein transport. Gene Ontology annotation, molecular function: clathrin-cargo adaptor activity. NCBI's taxonomy places the organism in Eukaryota, Viridiplantae, Streptophyta, Magnoliopsida, Asterales, Asteraceae.
CUUAAACUUCCACAAAACUGCGGGGGCCUUUUUAGAACUUUUUCUAGCAAUUUGGUCUUCAGUAGUCGAAAAUUCACCCUUCAACUUGAAGCAUUUCGCAAUUCCCCCGACUUUGAAGAACCGAUCAUUUCCUUCUUACUGCUCGAAUCGCGCGAUAAUGAUCCGAUUCAUUCUGCUUCAGAAUAGGCAAGGGAAGACUCGUCUCGCUAAGUAUUACAUUCCUCUUGAAGAAUCCGAAAAGCACAAGGUCGAAUACGAGGUUCAUCGAUUGGUCGUAAACAGAGAUCCCAAAUUCACUAACUUUGUUGAGUUUCGUACACACAAAGUUAUAUACAGGAGAUAUGCUGGACUUUUUUUCUCACUUUGUGUUGAUAUAACGGAUAAUGAGCUUGCUUAUUUGGAGGGCAUCCAUUUAUUUGUUGAAAUACUCGAUCACUUCUUCAGUAAUGUCUGUGAACUAGAUUUGGUCUUCAACUUCCAUAAGGUGUAUCUGAUUCUAGACGAGUUCAUUCUUGCUGGUGAAUUUCAAGAAACAAGCAAAAAGGCAAUCAUAGAGAGGAUGGGAGAAUUGGAAAAGCAGGAGUGAGAUGCGUUUUGUCUAGUGAUCUUCUUGGAAUAUCUGUAUUUUCAUACAUUUUUGAUUUUAUUCAUGAGUAUUGUAUUGUACCUUUUGAUUUUCGUAAAUGAAAUAUUUGAAACCUUUUGAGGGAUACAA